Messenger RNA from Mandrillus leucophaeus (drill), 2985 nucleotides. RefSeq names its product Sp7 transcription factor (gene SP7). Gene Ontology annotation, molecular function: RNA polymerase II cis-regulatory region sequence-specific DNA binding; DNA-binding transcription factor activity, RNA polymerase II-specific. Gene Ontology annotation, biological process: regulation of transcription by RNA polymerase II. The record is from RefSeq and is a predicted model, not a curated record. The coding region runs from base 91 to 1386 and encodes 431 amino acids. The transcript has 2 exons. Lineage: Eukaryota; Metazoa; Chordata; Mammalia; Primates; Cercopithecidae.
CCAUUCUCCCUCCCUCUCCCUUCUCUCUCUCUCCCCGGCUCAGCUCUCUCCAUCUGCCUGGCUCCUUGGGACCCGUUCCCCAGCCUCAGGAUGGCGUCCUCCCUGCUUGAGGAGGAAGUUCACUAUGGCUCCAGUCCCCUGGCCAUGCUGACGGCAGCGUGCAGCAAAUUUGGUGGCUCCAGCCCUCUGCGGGACUCAACAACACUGGGCAAAGCAGGCACAAAGAAGCCGUACUCUGUGGGCAGUGACCUUUCAGCCUCCAAAACCAUGGGGGAUGCUUAUCCAGCCCCCUUUUCAAGCACUAAUGGGCUCCUCUCACCUGCAGGCAGUCCUCCAGCACCCACCUCAGGCUAUGCCAACGACUACCCUCCCUUUUCCCACUCAUUCCCUGGGCCCACGGGCACCCAGGAGCCUGGGCUACUAGUGCCCAAGGGGCACGGCUCUUCUGACUGUCUGCCCAGUGUCUACACCUCUCUGGACAUGACACAUCCCUAUGGCUCCUGGUACAAGGCAGGCAUCCAUGCAGGCAUUUCACCAGGCCCAGGCAAUGCUCCUACUCCAUGGUGGGACAUGCACCCUGGAGGCAACUGGCUAGGUGGUGGGCAGGGCCAGGGUGAUGGGCUGCAAGGGACACUGCCCACAGGUCCAGCUCAGCCUCCACUGAACCCCCAGCUGCCCACCUACCCAUCCGACUUUGCUCCUAUUAAUCCAGCCCCCUACCCAGCUCCCCACCUCUUGCAACCAGGGCCCCAGCAUGUCUUGCCCCAAGAUGUCUAUAAAUCCAAGGCAGUGGGAAAUAGUGGGCAGCUGGAAGGGAGUGGUGGAGCCAAACCCCCACGGGGUGCAAGCACCGGGGGCAGUGGUGGAUAUGGGGGCAGUGGGGCAGGUCGCUCCUCCUGCGACUGCCCUAAUUGCCAGGAGCUAGAGAGGCUGGGAGCAGCAGCGGCUGGGCUGCGGAAGAAGCCCAUCCACAGCUGCCACAUCCCUGGCUGCGGCAAGGUGUAUGGCAAGGCUUCGCACCUGAAGGCCCACUUGCGCUGGCACACAGGCGAGAGGCCUUUCGUCUGCAACUGGCUCUUCUGUGGCAAGAGGUUCACUCGUUCGGAUGAGCUGGAGCGUCACGUGCGCACUCACACCCGGGAGAAGAAGUUCACCUGCCUGCUCUGCUCCAAGCGCUUUACCCGAAGUGACCACCUGAGCAAACACCAGCGCACCCAUGGAGAACCAGGCCCGGGUCCCCCUCCCAGUGGCCCCAAGGAGCUGGGGGAGGUUCGCAGCACAGGGGAAGAGGAGGCCAGUCAGACGCCCCGACCUUCCGCCUCGCCAGCAACCCCAGAGAAAGCCCCUGGAGGCAGCCCUGAGCAGAGCAACUUGCUGGAGAUCUGAGCCGGGUGGAAGGUCUCCCACCCCAGGGCUGUCCUGCCAGUCUCUCUUGGCUCUCUAGACCACUGCUUGCCAAUCACUCUCUUUACCCCAUGCAUGCCAUCCUUCAGGGCUCUCUCUCUCCCUCUGUCUCCCUCCUGGUCAUUCUGGGCUUGGGUAUCUCCUUGCAUGCCUCCUCAGCUCACCUCCCUUCACCAUGAGACUGGCUUUCUGCAAACUCUCAUCUCAGGCCCUCCCCUUGUGCCUGAUUUCCGCACCCCGGCUUCCUAGACUCUGGCCCUGCCACAUCAACACACUUUCUUUCAAUUUGGGCUCCCAACACAAUUUCUCCAUCUCACUCCUUGACAUGUACCCUUUCUACUUCUCAAGCUUAUUUACUGCUGUCCCUCAGCCUCUAGGCUUCAGUCUUCCCAACUUCUUACAUCAUUGUUUUCCGUUCUCCAGAACUUUUUUUCCUUUUUACAAACACAAUGAUAAUGAUAAUUUAUUGCCCCCUGGUGGCCUCUUCAUCAGGGACCAUGGUUGGGGGAUUGGGGUUAGUGACCUGGCCAGAGGCAGGGUGCCAAGAGGGGGGCAGACCAGCGGGGAUCUGAUCCCAAAGAUGGGGUGACCCCAGGGUCAGGGAGGCUGCCCCCAGGCCUGUAUAUUUAACCCUAUGUACCAGGAGUAAUGAAUAGUAAUAAUAAUUCUAUUUAUGUAAGUUAUGAUGACGGGUCAGGUAGAGUGAGCUGGGGAGGGAAGUGGAUCCAUUUCUACUAAGGAUAUUCUAGUCAAAUGCAUCUCUGUAUAGACAAAAUGUUAGUGGAGAAGAUCUUGCCAAUAGAAUGUCUAUCAUCAGGAUCUCAGUUGAUGGGGUUUCUCUUGUAAUGAAGUCUCUACAAAUUGGGUUAGCUAGGUCUCUGCUAAAGAGUUGAUGGGGUAUCUCUUGAUUAGGGGGAUCCCUAACAUCCCCAGCCCCAGCCAGAAGCUGUGAAACCUCAAGUCCUAUGGAGGGGAGAAGUACUGGAAUGUACCCCAGCUCCCUUGACCCCAGAGCAGGUUCUUCCACUGCCCCUCCCCUUAGACACCAUGACCCCAUCAGGUUAAUCCCCUGUUGCCAUGGUUAUGGAGAGCUUGCAGCUGCCAUCUUAGAUGUGCUCUUUGGGGAAGCCCAUCUAACAGGAGGACAUUGGUUUGGAGGUGCACCUCCUGAAGAAUCAGUGGGGAAGGCUUUCUCUGGGAUCAGAUUCAAAUAAAUCAAGUAUUUAUUGAGUGCCUACUCUGUGCAAGGUACUGUGCUAGACCUGGUGCCUAGAAGCCCUGAGAAAGAACAACUUACAGAGCUAGGAAGACAGAGGCCCCCAAGCUGAUCUGGGGGUGCAUCCACACACCCCCACCCUGGGACUUCGGAUGCUCCCAUCUCCACCACCAGUGACUUUUAAAGCCGCUUCGUGCCUUUCCUGUAACUUUGGAUCCUCCUUUUCUGUCCCCUGCUGUCUCAAGGCCCCAAGUUAAAGGGUUAAAGCCGCUGGAGCUUGGGGAGAGAACAUUGUGGAAUGGAAGGGAUCAUGCCCUUUGUGGAGUCUUUUUUUUUAAUUUAAUAAAUAAAAGUUGAAUUUGAAA